Molecule: messenger RNA, 23696 nt
Organism: Sus scrofa (pig)
Lineage: Eukaryota; Metazoa; Chordata; Mammalia; Artiodactyla; Suidae
Source: RefSeq, a predicted model, not a curated record
UAUUUGCAGAAAGGAGUGCAUUUGGCAUUACUGUGUCUUUUUGAUCUUCAGCUGUGUGUGAUCUUAAUGCAAUGAUCCACAUGGUUGCUCUGCUGAGGAAAUGCCAGUUAGUACCUGUUUAAGACAGUAAUGACCUCUGGUCACUCAGUAAGUGCUUAUUGAUGAGUCAGAUAAAUGGUUUUGGAAACCAUGGGUAGGAGUUACUAACUACAUCCGGUUUUUCCAGGAGAGGGACUUUCUGAACAAGGUGUCAAGUGUAUUCACAGGAAAUGUCUGCUGACCUGAGUUCUGUUCUUCAUGUAGCCACAGCACACAGGGUCAGGUUUUGGUUUGUAGUUGUGGUGUUUUUUUUGGUUUUUUGUUUGUUUGUUUGUUUGUUUUUGGUGGUGGUGGUGGUGCACAUAGCAUACAGAAGUUCUGGGCCAGUGACAGUGCUGUAUCCUUAACUGCUAGGUCACCAAGGAACUCCCAUGGUCAGGUUUUUAAAGAAUAUCAGUCUUUACAACAGGCAUUAAAAUAUUAUACUACAAAUAUAAUAGAAAUAGUUCAUAUUUUAAACAAUUGAAAAAUUAAUACAGCUUUCCUGGUUACAAUGCUUAGAAGUAAUUCACAGAAGACAUUUCCCAUUUUCAAAGUAGUUAUCAAUUUCCUAUUAUAUUCCAGAUAACUUGGGGGUUCCUGGAGACCCAGAGGUGAGCAAAGCAUAAUCCUUGUUCUGGGAGCAGUGACAGCCUGACUCUCAGUAACUUCAGGACCCUGUGAUAAGUGCUGAAAUGGAGAUGUGUACUUGGAUGGAGGUCAGUGUGACCACAGGGGAAGGAUAGACACUGGGGACAAAGCCAGGGAUAGUUGGGGAAGGAGGUGACUUCUGAAUCCCAUCUUGUAGGUUAAUAUAGAGGUUUAAAGCAGCAAUCCUUCACCUGUUGUAAAAUAGUUACUCCAAAGAAGGAGACCUUUGGAGAAUGUAGGUGGCUGGGCUGUGGUCCCAGCUGGUGGAGGGAUUCCUUCUUUAUUCCCAAAGCACCAUACCAUUCAGCAUCAGCUCAGCCAAGAACUGUGUGGUGACAUGAUGGACACGAGGCCUGGAUGUGUAAGAUUUAUGUUAGUUCUUGUAAUAAAAAUAUCAGCCGUUUUGUGAAGAGAGUCACAGGUGUGCGUUGCUCCAUCUGCUGGCACCGGAAGAGCAUGAGACUUAUUGCCAAGGGCCAGAUCGAAGUUCUAGCCCUCACAAGCCUUCCUGGCAUUCUUCUCAGCGUUCUCAGGUUACGGACCUUGACUUCUGUUCCUUUUUGUCCGGGUUCAAGGCCAGAUGUGGUUUAAUAGAUCAUAUAAGGUAUCUCUUCUAAAUAACUGAAGAUUCUUUUAAAUGUAUACAUUUAAAUGGUUCUUUUCAGUUUCUCCAGCAGGACAUGGUGGGGCUGGUCUGUUCACACACUGGGCAAUGAGCAAGAUCUGUAGACCUGUAACGGGUGGGCCCAGCCACCAGAGGACCACUUACUCUGUGACUGUUUUUGACUUCAUCUUCUUAUUCUGAUCUAACCCUGGACCAUAUCAAUCAUUGCACAUCCCCCAAUUCCUAGCAGACUAGCUUGCACCUAGUAGGAGCUGAGUAAAUAAUUGUUUAUUGAUUCCACUAGCAUUAAUAGUCCUGAUUACACACAUGAUCACACAUACACACAGAUUGUCUGGGCAAUUAAAACGGGGUCCUCCAAGAGACUAAAUGUUUUACCUAGACUGAUAUCUCUCUAUAUAUACACAUCUUCUCAGCCUUGUUAAAUGUCAGAUGCUGAAUACAACUUAAUAUUCUUUUAUUGAUUCAUUGUCAUAGUAUGAAAAUCUUUUAUUGGCCUGUGUUUGUGGGAAUAACGAUUCCUACAGCUUCAUCUCCCUCCCCCAAGCCUAUCCACAGAGAGAAGUGGUGAAGGAUGAAAGGGAAUGAGAGAAAGUUGACUUCAGGUCUGUACUUCAGAUAAAGCUUAUAGAAUGCUUCUUCACCUGUAGCACCACAACAAAAGCAUUAGCUGCUAUUGUAAUUGUUUGGGCUGCUCACUUAUUAGAAUCUUUGAAACGCUAACAUACCUGCUCUGUAUGGAAUAGCACAGGGAAAUGAGAACGCUUGUAAUUUUCAUACGGCCAGCUAUGAAAUUUUAAAAAUCAACAGUAUUGAAUUCUAACUGACCUUAUUAUGUCUGGCCUGUUCCUCCAAAGAGUACUGUAGGUAGAUGGCAAUAAUAAAUGCUUCCUAGGGUGGAAGUGAGGCAUGGUAGGUGCCUUUCAACUUGUUGUGUAAUCUUGGGCAAACUUUUGGGCCCCACCAAGUCUCAGUUUUCCCAUCUGUGUGAUGGAAACUGUGAGAGCUAACUGUUAGUGAUUGUGAGGGAGUAAAUGAGAUCAUUUGUAUAAGCUGCUUGACAUUGUUCAGCAUUAACUAAUAGGUUAUCACGAUAUCUUCAAUGCCUACUGUCUAUCAGUUCUGGUGUUAGCUGCUGGUGGCUUUGAAGUGACAUCUGGGAAUGUCACUUUCAGAGGUGCCUGUAAGUAGAUGCAUUGAAUUUGAGGUUAGAAGCCUAUGUAACCUAAUAGUGGUCUCUGAGAAUUGAAAGCAAAUAAUAGGAUCAGAUUUUAUUUAUAGAUGAGAAUUCACAACUUUGGGAAGACUCAUAGUUUUUCUUAAUUGACCAGAGCUAAAUAUAAGGUCCCCUAAGAAGCAGUCACUCAGAAGUAUAGACUGAUGUACAAAUAGAUAUUGUAUGAACAAGUUUUAGUACCUUUAUAAUUAUUGCAAGAUUUAGGUCAAUAAUGAGGUGUUGAGGCUUGGAGAUGGUGAUUUGGAGGCAUUCAUAAGGGUUUUAAACCAACCAGUAAUACGUACCCUACAAUCUCGACCUUCCUGAAGUGUGACAGGCAGGGUCCUGGGAAGUGGCCUCUGAGAUGGAGUUCAGUGUGCAGGAUGUUUACACAGGAGAGUUAUAGGGGCCAACUCCAUAAGGGACAGAGAAGAAAGCAAGAGUGGACAGAGGGAAAGGUAAGCCGCAGUUCCAGCCAGAGGACGAAAGUAGCCUUGGCCAUCGCCAGGGCUGCUCUGCAGCUCGAAAAUGACCUUGAGUGUCAUGUUCAGGUGGAGAUGGCCAGAUAUUCCCACCUUGGGCAUUUACUGGAUGUGGACUGUCCUAGAAAAGAGUGUGGCAUUGGGUGACUCAAAUUCUGCAGCUGCAGUAAUUCCUCAAUAGGCAACAAAUUCUUAUUUGGAGAAGGACCUGUGUCUACCACCAAGGUUGACCAGAAAGAUUUUUUUUUUAGAAAUUAACAUCACGAACCCUAGAACAAGUGUGUUUUAAGCCCUACCCCAGUGUUGCAUCAAAAUUUUCUCGCAUCACUCCUUGGGAGAAAAGAUUUAAUUUUUAAUGUGGGUCUGUUUUUUCAAAGAAGCUGUGGUUCUAAGAGGUUUUCAAACUUCUCCCUUCUCCCUGAGUCUCUCCCAUCUGCACUGAAGUCCAGUUUGGGUGCAUAGUAUUUCUAUCUGAUAUUAUAUAUUAUUAACUCCCAGAGAAGAUGUUAUACAUGAAAAAUUUUAUUAUGGAAAUUUUCAAAACAUGUGCAGAAGGUAGAGAUUAUUGAAUAUCAUUCCCCCACGUGUGUAUCAACAUUUGCCCUUCUUCCAGAGGGAUUUUUAAUAGUACAAAGCAUAGCUUCCUGAGUGCAUCUGAGACAGAUCAGGACAAGCGUGUCCUUAGAGGAGGGUGAGAUUUCACAAUGUUUGAAGUCACCAGUGUCUCUUAAAUAGCACUGACGUGAGUGCAGUUGGAGUUGUUAGAUCCGUGGUUCCGGGAAGCGACUUGCUCAGCCCCACAGACCUUCAAAGCAGCGCCCGCCGGCCACUCACAUUUCCUCCACCGUAGCCCUGCAGCUCAGCCGUAGGAAUUCGAUUUGGACCAGGAACAUGGGCUGAUGCCUGAGGCCAUCUCAAUGAUGUUCAUGGUGCCCAAGAAGGCCACGCAGUGAGUCACAGGCCAAGAAAGGUGCAGGGCACUUAACUCGUGUGCUUCAUUUUCAUAAUGAUGUUGAGGGGCCCCCUGGAAAUUGAUGGACAUGGGAGUGACCUGACAGCUGACUGUGCCCUGGGCAUUAUUUCAGCCCCAUGUAAAACCAAAAUCAAAAUUUCUGUUUAGGAUAGAAGUAUAAUAGGAAAUUCUCAGAGACUAUCCACAGCAAUGUUGGGGAUCUGAUUUGAACCCUGGGACUUGAACAGUCAAACCACUUCUGAUUCCCUAGCAAGUUUGAGUCCCCAGGUGGGUGGGUCUGCCAUGGUGUUCAGGAUGAGGUCCCAGGCCUUCUGCUGUGCUUUGCCAGGCUCUGUCCUUGGCAGAGCAGCUCUGGCACGCCAAGGAGUGAGUCAGCAAUCCACCCUGCCCCCGCAGAACCAGCAGGAAUUUGGUGAUUGUUUAGCCCCAGAGCAGGUGGCCUUGGGGGUUGCGGCGGUUGCGUUUCCUCUUUGAGGUGGGGGCUCAGCUGUUUCCUUGGUCACGCGCCCCUCCUAAGUGCCUGGAGGAGGCAGGAGGCCAAGAAUACAGCUGAGACUUGAGAUGCAGCCAACUCCCGGCAGCUGCUAUCUGUUCUCUGAGCUGGAACCCACUCCAGGCUGCAGUGUGGCCUGAUCUGGCAUUUGGGGAGGGGACUGAGAAGAGUGUCAUUUACACAUUCUGAGCUACCUAACCCACCUACUGUGUGUGUGUGCAUGCGUGUGUGUGAGUGUGUGUGUAUAGUGUGUGUGGCUCAAUUUAAGUGACACUUCUCUGACAUUCAAAUUACGUGAAAAAUGUAGGUCAGUGAAAAGAGCACAAGACUUUCAAUCUUUCAGGGAUCAAUGGAUUUGCAGGUCUUAAAGGAAUUACUUUAAAAGAUGAAACUGAGGAUAUCAUUCUAACUCAGAAUUAUGUAUUUAAUAUAAGCAUGGUUUGGUUUAUAUUUUCAUCUUUCUACAUAUUCCGGAAACAGCUUAGAAAGGAUACUGGACCAGGAGUAAGACAAACUGAGUCCUAGUUGUUGUGUGGCCUUUACAAGAUAGAUGUGUGAUUUUUGACACCAUCACUGUUCUUAGCCUAAGGUUUUCUUUGUUUUGUUUUGUUUUCUUUUUUCUUUUAGGGCUGCACCUGCGGCAUAUGGAAGUUCCCAGGCUAGGGGUCCAAUCAGAGCUGUAGCUGCUGGCCUACACCAUAGCUCAUGGCAAUGCCAGAUUCCUGACCCACUGAGCAAGGCCAGGGAUUGAACCUGAGCCCUUGUGGAUACUAGUCUAGAUGGGUUUGUUACUGCUGAGCCAUAACGGGAACCCCUCGGCCUAAGCUUAUUGUUUGUUUAAUAAGCCAACUAAAGAUAGUAUAUCUCUCAAUCAAAUUAUAGGAGUUAGUUUUUUUGGAGAAGAAAACAGUUAAAGUAAGUGGAAAUUUGGGGCAAAAUGCCAAAAAAUCAAAUUAAAACAUAUAUAAAAUCAAAAUAUAUACUUAGCUCUCUCUCUCACACACACACUCACACACACUUCUAUAUAUCUAUUUCUACGUAGUAAUAGUUGGUAGGUCUUUAAAAUGGCUUAAGAUAGAGUUGAUUUUAUAAUGUAAACAUAUCCUUUUGGAGUAAGAGAUUAAAUCAAACCUCUAGGAUUUUAUUUCCUAUAUUUGAGAAAUAAGAAAAAUUAUCUGUGUAAAUAUCACAAGUUCCUGAAACUAUCUUCCUAUGUAAAAGCAUUGCUGUUAACAAAGAGCCACCUUUAAUGAACUCUACCCAAUUUUUUAAGCAAUUGAUACAAUUUCCUCCUCAAAUCUGGCUCCUCCAUAGGGUGGGGCUAUAUUCUCGUCAUCUUUGUACCCUCUUUUCCUAACAAGGUGCUUGUUAAAGGUAUGAGGAACUGAUGAAAAGGUAUUCAGUUCAUCCUGUUCAUUACGGUUUUGAAAGGAAAUGUGAUGAUGAUGAUGAUGCGUGUUGUCAUGGUUUUAAAAAUACCCAGAUUGUUGCUCAUGGUGAAACAACUCAGCCCGUCUUUGCCCAUCUUCCCAGACUCUUAGCCCUCACCUUCCCUUCAAAGAACAGUGGCUGCAGGCAGAGCUAUAUAAAAAUGACAAACCUGCACGUGGCUGUUCUGUAAAAGGGACUACAGAUGGUUUAGAUGGAGAGAAGGCUACAAAUAAUUAUAGAUGUCACUCAGGCACCCAUCCCUGAAUCCAGACCUACCAAGCAGAAGGAAAUUUCUUUUAAUGAAGUUACAGGGUCACCACACAAACAGAUCAUUUUCACUGAACACUUUUGGUUGGUUCCUUGUAGAGGAAGGGAAGCUUAGAACACAGUAUUUAAAUCAAUGGCUCCCUAUAGAAACAUCCUUGAAUUCUUAAGGAAGUUUAGCCCAGUCUGACUUGUAAUUGUUCUUGACUGUGUUUUAAAUGCGUUUGAGUUGAUUUUGAUAUUUAUUCCAAGAACAAGACUUAUUUUAUGAUAAUUUAAACAUUUGUUUAACUGGUCUUGGGAUUCUAUGGCAUUAUUACAAUAGUUCUUUAAGUGUUACUAAAUAAUUUGGUUUGCAUGUAGGGUAUUUUUCUUUAGUUUUAUCUUUGACACUUAUUUAAGACAUACCUUUUCAUAGAUUUAAUUCCUUUUAUUGCAUAUUUGAUGAAAUGUACUUAUUCUCUGCUUUUGAUUUUGUUCACAGUUCUUUGCAUUGGUUUUACCUUCCUGUUUUUUAAUUGAAUGGGCAAUUUCAUGCUAACUACAAACAUGCUUCACAAUGCAGUUAACAUUGCAAGUCUCCUAUUUGAACUCAUUCAGUAUUUUUUGGUCUCUUCUCAGUCUGUAAGUUUACUUUUUCCUGAUUAUAAAACUGAAAUAGAUUCAUUUGAGAAGAUUUAGUAAGGCAAGGGUAAGAAUGCACCCUCAAAUAUCCUGUGGUCCCCCCACCACGAUCUCCUCUGGCAUCACUUUAGCUUAUCUUGGUUAUUUAUUAUCUGACAUGUGAUGACUGUUAUUCUCACUCAUUUCAAAGUGUUGUGGUUAAAGUUAAGGUUAUUGGGCCAUUCUGUCAGAAUCUGAACUCCAGCCCCACCUUUUCACAGAGAGAAAUCUUAGCUGUGAUACUUCAUGUCUUUGUGGCUUAGUUUCCUCCACAUUAAAAUAGGACAUGUAAAUCCUUUUGUCUUAUUAUUAUUUUUGCCACCCCUGUUGCAUGGGGAAGUUCCCAGGUUAAGGAUCGGAUCUAACAUGUGCCAUAGCAGUGACAUGCUGGAUCUUUAAUCACCAGGCCACUAGGGAAUUCCUAUCCUAAAUUUUUUAAGCUAAAUAAUUCCGAGUGCAGAGUAUCCACAGGAUGUAUUGAAAUUGUUAUAAAUCACUCUGUUUAAAUUAGCAUUUAACUUUUUUUUGUAAAAUCUCUAAUCGUAUCAAAGUAAAAAUAGUUUUAUUUACCAGUGUGAUUAUGGCAAUGAUAAUGCUAAUGGAGAAGUAACUGCUAGUUUAGAAGUGAGACUUUAGUGGUUUUGCACUAUGACGAGGUACCUUAAUCUCAUGACUUGUUAAAUAUCUGUAUUAUUCAUUCAUUAAAUAAGUGCUUUAUCAAACCCUUACUGAAAACCAGGUGUUUUAGUAUAGUAAAAAUAAGGAUCAUCUGGGUUUUUAAAGAUUUAUGUGAUAGAUAAGUAACUUACACAUUCUUCCUAAAGAAGCAAUGUUUGGGGGGUUUUUUUGUUGUUAUUUUUGCAAUGUCCAUUGGAAGCCAGACUCCUCCAUUUGCUUAUUUCUGAAUAACUUUUGGAGAGAUCCUGGGUUAAAAGAAGAGAAAGAAGCAAUGUAAGGGUUUUUUAAUGGUUAUUUAAAGAAAAUGGAAUCUCACCUAAAAUGGGAACUUAGAAUGAACAAAAACUUAAAUAUAUAAUGACAUUCCAAAGGGUAUUGAUACAGCAGCACCCCAAAAUAAUGCACUCUGAAAACUAGCAAUGGAGCAUGUGUUUUGACAGCAUAUACAUUAUUGAGUAGAAACUGAUUUUUAAGAGACAGACUGGGAUACCAGGAUUGGUGACUGGAGCAUCCAUAUACCCGCUCUGAAUUUGUUUUUUUAUCGAUGUUUGAGGAGGAGUCUUAAAUAUAGGUCUUCAUUUUUGCUUAAGUAUAUCUCUACUUUAUUUUUUAUUUAUUUAUUUAUUUUUUUGUCUUUUUGCCAUUUCUUGGACCACUCCCGCAGCAUAUGGAGAUUCCUAGGCCGGGGGUCUAAUUGAAGCUGUACCCAUCGGUCUACGCCAGAGCCGAGCAACAUGGGAUCCGAGCCAAAUCUGUGACCCACACCACAGCUCACGGCAGCACCAGAUCCUUAACCCACUGAGCAAGGCCAAGGAUUGAACCCACAACCUCAUGGUUCCUAGUCGGAUUCGUUAACCACUGAGCCAAGACGGGAACUUCUAUCUCUACUUUAAAAAAAAAGAAAUAAAAAACCUGAAAACCUAAAAAUGUUUUUAGGGGCAAAACUGUAAAUGUUCUAAUAAAUACAGUUUAUUGUAUUUUGUGUGUAUGUGUGUGUGUGUAUAUAUAUAUAUGAUAUAUAUAUAUGUCAUAUGUAUCAGACAUGAGUGCGUCUGUGUGUGUAUGAACACAUACCUUAGAGAGGUUGAAUUAAGAUGGGUCAAGACUACAUUUGACAUAGGCGGCCGUGCUGAAUCAAUAUCAAUAGCUUAUUGUUGCUGGUCAGGUAAGAAAAUUUUGGGAGUUUCCAUCGUGGCUCAGCAGUUAAUCAAUCUGACUAGCAUUCAUGAGGAUGCAGGUUCGAUCCCUGACCUUGCUCAUUGGGUUAAGGAUCUAGUGUUGCUGUGAGCUGUGGUGUGGGUCGCAGACGUGGCUCACAUCCCGAAUUGCUGUGGCUGUGAUGUAGACCAGCCACAGCCUGGGAACCUCAUAUGCUGUGGGUGUGGCCCUGAAAAGCAAAAAAAAAAAAAAAAAAAAAAAAAAGAGAGAGAGAGAGGAAACAGAACAGGCUGACACUUAUCUUCCAAAAUCCUCUAAGAGGCCUGCCCCCCAAAUUCAGUUAUAUUGUUUUAAGAAGAAAGGAAAAAUAAUGAACAGAAAAAAAAAUUGCUCAUAAUUUGCAUUUAUAACUUUUGACAAGAUAAAAUAUAUGAAAAUGCUGCAUCAUCAUACAGUUUCAGAGACUGCUUCUGAAAUUUUCCACCGUUUUUUAAGAAUAUUGCCAGGACACAAAAUAUGCAGUAACACCCAGGCCACUCAACCAGGUUGGGUCUAGAGAAAGCCAGGUGACAAAGUAGGUUUUGCUGAUAACCAGAGCAUUUUUAAAACAAAAAUCUUCUGAAAUUGGGUAACUGAAUUCAUGUAUAAAUGGUAGAAGGAGCAGGCAGCAUUUCUUUUCCGUUUUUCAGAGUCUCCUAAAGCUUGGCUUCAUAAUGAGCCAAGUGAAUCACCUGUAGAGGGAAUAGCCAGUGUUUCCUGUUCUGUUACUCUCCCCUCUCUCUUUUUGGUGUCUCUGAAGUUGAUAAAAAUGAUGUCCUGACCUGGAGUUGGCAUCUGUGUGCACACCCAAGCCUCCCAUUCUGAUCAUCAGGCUGUAUUUUCCAGCAAAACUCUCCCAGAAUUGAGAACACCUGCCAGGCCAGAAGCAUAAUUUUGGACUGGAGGGGAUUUCAAAGACCUGGGAUUGUACAACUACACAUGUUCUCUCUCCCUUACUCUAUAUGCACAUAUGCGUACAAACACACACACCUUUAAUAUAUAUAUAUAUGUGUGUAUAACUUAAAUUCUAAUAUUUUAAUUAGGAUAUUAAUAAUGCCUUGUGAGGCUGAAAGUAGCCAUUCAUGUUAACAUGCUUAGAAUCUGUUGGUACUUAUAUAUUCAAGUUACUUUUCCAAUCAUCAUGUACAGGACCUUUGAGGUAAUAGCCCUCAUUUUUUUUUUCUUUUCUUUCAUUAUUUUUUUCAGUGAAAAUGUAAAAUCAUUUGAAGUGUAGAACAUAUUUUCCUAUAUCCUAUACUUGAAGAAAUACAGGGAAAUGUUCUUCCUAACAUACUGUUUACCUAUGAUGGUGAACUAUCCUGUCUCUGCUUAGAUGCUAAUAGGAAUGAGUGAAUGACUCUUUUUCCCUUCCUAGUUUAGACCUAUUUGUGAAAAUUAAAGUUGUUUCAGACUUCAUCAUGAAUUUCUCCAAAUAUCCCAUGUUCUAUAUUCAUUUUAGAUGUUCUUUUUCUGACCGUCGGGCUGGUCUGCCUCUCUUCCUUCUAACCUUUUUUCCCCACCCUCCCUCCCUUACUCCCUUCCUCCCUUUUUUCCUCCCUUCCUUCAAAGUAUCAUUAUGAGUAAAGAAAGGUUAUUAUUUUUUUUCCAUUGUAUAAUUUUUCCCAGGUGUUUAUAACUUGGACUUUUUAUUAAGGAGAUCAUAUCUAACCAACAAAGUUUCCGCUUCUGAGUGUGCCAUGCUUUAUAUUAUGAUGCACCUACUGACUUCUCCUUUCUUAUCUAUGUUUAAAACCUCAAAGCUAUCACAGGUAAGCCAGCCGCUCCAAAGCUGAGUUUCACACAUUACAUAGGAUUGACAGAUAUUUCAUUUCUGUGAUAGAUCACUUCAUAAAGUUGAUUCUUUUCCAGAUAAUUUCAGCCUGGCCAUUUCCACAUCUGUAGCUUGGAUGUAGAGUUUUGCAGACUUUUAACUUCUGCAUCACUGAUGUUCUUUGAUUCACCACCAGAUUUCCAGCCCCCAUUCCAGGGAUCUGGUUGUCCUAUUUUGUUGCAGGGAUUCAGCAUUCCAUUUGAUUUUUAAGUGUGAGUUUGCACAUUAAGGACAUCGAAGUGUGUGCACACUAGCCUCACGUCUUUCUUCUUAAAAUGUCCAUUGCCCUGCAUCCACCCACAAUCUCCUUUUUUGAAGUCUCUGAAAAUCAUGUGUGCUUUAAAGACUGUUUUGUUCUAAUCACAUGACACAUAUACAAAACAAAUAGCCCCCUCCUGAUCCUUGGAUUAAGCAUUAUAGACAUUAUGAAUAAAGUGACCUCAAAUCUUCAAUUUGUCUGUUUAAAAUCCUCAAGGAAUUCUUGUACAUAGCUUAACCUUUCUCUCUCAAUAGCCAUGGAACCAUUCUGCCCUAGGACCUCAGGCCAACAUCUUCCAUCCCUUAGGUUGAAACUGACCAUGUGUCUCCUGAAUUUCAGUAGUUUCUGCCAGUUCCCUUAUAUGGAAUGGUUUGAUAACCUUCUUUUUCCUCUUUUUUUUCCGCAGUAUGUAACUAUAGCAGGUUUGAAUAAUUCAUAGAGCUUACAGCAGCUCAGAGUUUCGUAAGAUUAUCAAAAUGCAUUAGAUAUUUAAAAGUGUAGAGAAUCACAAAAAGCCAACACCCAUUUUCCUUGACCCGGGUUUCUUAGGAUUGAAAGGUCUUGUUGGACCUUGAAAGUAUAUUACAGAACAUUGAGUAGACCUCCCUGUGCGCUACAUCAGGUCCCUGUUGGUCAUCUAUUUUAUAUAUAGUAGUGUGUAUGCAUUAAUCCAAUCCUCCCAAUGUAUUCCUCUCCCCCACAAAAGAACCUAUUUAUAAAACAGAAACUAACUCACAGACUUCAAAAUACUGUAGUCUUGAAUGCAUCUAACUCUUUAACUGUCUCUUCAAGCAAGAAUGUUUUCUUAAAAAAAAAAAAUAGCUUUGAGAUCAGGCUUGGAGCAGGGAAGGAGAAGACAGACGUCAUCCUGUCUGGCCAAGCUUUUGAGGUAGAGAGUGGGCAUGUGAUCGCAGUUCUGACAUUGGAUGGCAACACACAGGCCAGCUUUAAGCGGCAGCACCCCUGUCUUUUAAGUGACCAACCACAGCUCUCUUGAGGUUGCUUUGCAAGCAGGGCAUCUGGGGUCGGAUCAGCAUUACUGCAGAUGGCCCCAGACCUGGAGGAGUGCCCAGCGCAAACAGGCACACGCGCAUUCAUAUGCCUUAAGUAGGAAAUUGCCUUCUGGCUGAGCCCUGGGACACAUGGGCAAAAAACCAGAUUCUGCUCCACCACCGUGUUGUAAGUUUCCUGAAAAUGUUUCUCUCGCAGGAAUAUAUCCAUUUCUCCUUCCAGCAAAAUUGGUACGGAUUGUUUUCUUGCCAUGUAUUAAGCCUAUCGAAGGCCCCAAAGGCCAGUGGAAUUUAGAUUCAGUCUCUGGCCCAUUUUCAUCAUCUUGAACAUUCUGGAAUGCUUUUGUUUAAAACAGGAUCCAAAGAUAAGCCAAACCCUUGAUGGCUUAGAAAUAAAAGCAUAGAGACACUGGUUUAUAUGGUUGCCUUCUUUUCCUAGACAUCUGUUCUCCCUGAGUCUCUGUUAAGUCCUGUCUCUGAAGACACAGGGCACCUUUCACUUCCCUCCUCUUCCAGGAAAGGAGUCAUCACAUUUUCCCACCCUUUCUGCAGCAUUUGAGGUCCUGAAUGCAGGUUCUUUUCUUGCAGUGCCCUCAUGCACAUCCUGUGGUGGUUUUGUUUGUUACUUACUCUCCCCCAUCUACAGUUUAAAUAGACUUUCUAGAGAUCUGAUUGUGCUGAGCAAAAAUUCCAGCACUGUGUUGCUAACCAUUAAAUCCAAAAACAUGCCAAUGUCAAGUGAAUUCAUUUCUCUUUCAUUUCAAGUGCAUCUUCUCCCAGAAGUCUGAGGAUAGUAGGAAUUAUUUAUCAAACACUUACAUUCUUCUCCAGCAAAUCUGUUGAUCUCUGCGCUGUGGCUUUUUAGUUUUCAUGACUGUGUUUGCAGGGGUUUCAGUAUGUAAUUUUAUGUAGCACUGUACUGGGCAGUGUAAAGAAAGAAAAAAACAAAACAGAGAGAAAAAAGGUCCCAGUAUUCAAGAAGGCACAAAGGUGGCUGGUGAGAUGUAGGUAUAUCCUCCUCCUCUUUGCGGUAAGAACACCAUUGCACCUGCAGUGGGGGGCAUGUCAUCCUGAAGGGCCAGAUGACACAGGUGAGAGCCCCCAGUGAAGGAAGUGCUUCCAUGAAACUCAAUGGAAAAAAAUCAGUGCAGUAACUGAAAAAAGUAGAGUUUAGAGGAAAUGAGAGGCACUCCUUCCAUAUUUUUUAAAUCUGGAAAUGUGAGCAAAGCAUAACUGCCUGGACAGUUUAAUUGUGGUAACUCAUACAUUUGAUGGAUACCAUCACUUUCUUGGGAAAACUCAGAAACUACCAAAGCCCACAUGUGUUUUCAAUUCAGGGACUCAACACUUUCCUUUUAUGGUUAAUGAAAAUGUCUGCUCCUUGUCCAGUUUCUGUUAAUUCUAUCUACUAGUUCCUUUAAGACUGCUUUCACACUAGCUUUUGCCCACAGGGUCUAAGGUUGGUGGUGGUGUGUGUUGUUUGUACUGUAAGCUUUAGUCCUCUGGAUUGGAUUGCUUUGCUCUCAAAUCCCUUUGUCCAUUGAAUUCUCUAGUUGACUUGGUUGCUCCCCCAAGGCAAGCACCAUCUUUUUCCUUCCUCUAGUAUCUUUUUUGAAAGGCCACAGGAGGCUAGGUUCUCACCAGGUAAACUUGGGACUCUUCUGAAAUGACUGACCCACCAUCAUGGAUUCAGACCAAAGCCCUUUUAAGACCCAUCCAUCCAGAAGCAUGUCACGAUUUUGUACUUUUAGUGGCCGUCGGGUGUUUUCUCUUAACUUUGCCACAUGGGUUAAUAGGUCUCUGAGUGAUGAGAUGCUUGGCUUUUUUGGGUAAAGAAGCAGAAAAAUAGUACAGUGACCCAGCCAUCCCUAGUUAGAAUCCCUGUGGAGUUCAGAGCCCCCUUUCUUUCACUGAAUCAACAAAUCCUACUGUGUGUCAGGCACCAUUCUUAGCACUGGAGUUAAUACAGAGUUAGACUAAACAGGCAGAAAUCUCCCAUCAUUGUAUAGCUUAGGUAAUAGUGGGCGGGGGAGAAUGAUUUUUGCUACUUGAUUCAAAUAUUGAGCCUUGUUAAAGAGUGACUCAUCUUGAGUUUCUAAAACCUGGGGAUUCCAGUGGUCAAAGGAGCCAACAGCCAGCUGACCUAACACUGAAGAGGCAGGUUAAGUAGGAAACAUUUUGUCUUACCUGUUCCAGGCUAGUAAUGAGUAGUGUCCUUGCUAUGAGGAUAAAAUAGAAUAGUCUAUGGAAAGAACUCAGUCCAGAAUUACCAGCAUGGAAGUGAAUCGUAAAAGCAUUUAUUGGUGUGGUUGUUGGUUCUUGUAGAAAGACCUUGCUAUCAAUAUGUUAAAACACAGUUGUAACCCAGAGCCAUCAGUUAGAACUAAAACUCUGUUCCUGUGUCUCCUGAAAUUCCACAUGCUGUACUUGGGAUGGCAGCAGACAUCCAUUUCUGGUAAAUCUCCCUCUUCUGCCUCUCUCCCUCCCUUUUGGGUGUAGAACUUGCCUCCUGCAGUCAUAGACCCAUAGGCCCACAUUUUGGCUUUUCUUUUUUUGGGGGGGGGCGGGUCAUGCCCAUGGCAUUUGGAAAUUCCCAGGACAGGAAUCAAACCGACACCACAGCUGUAACCAGAGCCAUAGCAGUGACAAAGAGGCUUCUUAACCUACUCUACUAAGCCAUAAGGGAACUCUUUGGCUUUUUAUUUUAGGGAAGCACCCUUUAAUUCCUUUGCUCCCCAGGAAAACCUUUCCAUUCUUCUGCUCUUGUGGGGGUUGGAGGCAGAGCUGAGGUCAUGGGUGAAUCACUUAAACUUGUUUUGAUUAGGUUUAAUGAUGAUGUUAGCUGGUAAUAAUUCUGGAAAGGCAACAUUAAGAUAUGAACUAUUUAUAUGCUGUGGCACCAAUAGCACCCAUUGACGUAAGGGAAACAAAGACAACACGGCAAUGAAAACCUCUUAUUUUUUUCUAAUUUAUAUGUUGAUAAAACACGAAUUUUGUCACCAUUUCAAAAAAUCUGACAGCAUAACAGUUUAUCGGUGUAUCUUUGCUUUUACUUAUUUUAUCUAAAUAUCUCUUCCUUUCUUCUUUUCUGUAAGAAGGGCUUUAGUAACACAAACAUUCAGCUCACACUCUGGCACCUAUAACUGCAUCAUGUUCAUUAAGUUUCAUUGUUUUUGAAAUGACGAAUGCCUCUUUCACUUCUUGUAGGAAUAAAAGAGAAAGGAGUUCAUGUCAGAUAUGCUGAAUAAAAUUAAUCUCUUUCCCCACCCUUUUUUGAAGUGCCUUUUCUCUUCAUGAAGAAUUAUUAUAAUUUUGAAUCCUUUAACCCAGAGUUGAAAAUAUGCAUUUUGAGAUAAAUUGCUCUUCUUUUACAAGGUGUCUCCAGUUUUUAUAACUGAGCGUAAAUAAUGGAUUAUUUUCUAGGCAUCCAGAUCCUCUCCAAAAAGGAUACUUAACGAUAUUGUAUUGAACUGAAUUGAACUGAAUUUAAAAUGCAGAAGUUCUAACAUCUGUGAAAUUAAUAAUAUUCAAGUAAAAAUAUCAUUUCAGCUGAUCAUCCUCCCUGGUACCACCGCCUUUCUCUGAAAGAGUGGUGUUUGUCCCUGGAACUCAUGGUACAAUGAUAUUGAGGGAAAUAUUUAGGAAAAGUGUGUAAUUUGGUAGGAUUCCUAGUGGAACUAACUAUUUAGGAGCAUUUUUAUUUGAACAAUGUUAUGUGGUAUCAUUAUCAACAAGAUCCAAACAGUGUUAUUUACGUUACUGGAAAAUUUGUUUUAGUUAUACUUGGAGUGAAAAAGCCACUUCUCAAGUCUGAGAUUCUGGAUUUUUGCUUGAAUAUUAGGUAGACAUUCAUUUCUAAAUGUUACAUGAGUUCUGGCACCAGUAGAUUCUAAUUAAUUGUUCCACAUUUUAGAAAACAAACAAACAAACAAACAACUAUAAUGCCUUCCUGCAAACCCUGGGCAUGUGAUCUGGUAAUCUUGGAGGCACGUGAUUUCCUGUAUGGCCUUUGGAAAGAUGAGUACCAUGAGUUCUAGAAGUGAAGGAGUAAACUCGGCAGAUGGCUAGCAGAUAACAAGGUCAUUCUGUUAACUGUGGCUUAUGGGCUUUCAGGAGUUUUCAAGGAACAAAACUGAGCACGAUGUCUAGAAACUCACUUGUCCAUAGGAUAUUAGGGAUAAAUUCAGGGAAGAAACACACAUACCAUUAUCAGACAAACUGUUCAUAUAGCUUCUGUGCCAUAUAUUUGCUGGCUCAUGCAAGAAGAAGGAAGAGAGUGCUCUAGGGGAAAAGCAAUGUGUAGGUGUCUCUUCCAAUAUCCCAGGAAUUAAUUGCAGAUUAGAUGAGCCUCAUCUUUAUUUCUAAUAGAGCCCCCAGUCACUAGAGGAACAUGGGGUUUUAAAAAAGAGCUCUUAACCCCAAUCAAAAUGACAGUAUUUUGACCCAGCUCUGUCACAUUCUGGUUGUGGAACUUGUCCAAAUCACUGGAUUUCAUAUCAGCCAAACUAGCUGAUUUCAAGAUUCUUUGCAGGGCUGUGGUUCUCUGGGUACUUACAUAUUUAUUUAAGUUUGCACCUGGCUGGAGGUCGGACUCUCCCCUGUCUAUGGGUAAGUCAUGCCUAGACUUUUAACAGAAGAAGGUAGGAAACAUAAAAUAGUGAUUAGCCUGCAUGGGUUAUGAAAGUUGAGGCUAUUUUUAAACCCUGGGACUGGUCCCAGCAGUCACACAGACCCAAAGGAGCCUCAAUGCUUUCUCAGUCUCAGAUUGUUUUCUAAAAUGGCAGCAGGGCCAUUGGCCCUGUUCUCUGUGCCAUUUAUUUUGGUCAGAAAAAUCUCCUUAUCUGCAAUAAAAAAAUAUGCAAAAUCCUGAGUCAGUGAUGUGACAGAGCUACUGAUCAGCUGCUCCAUCACCUCCAGCUCUCUCAUCCAGAUGAUUGACAACUGAAGUUUGUGUUGCAUUAAGACAUGCCCAGAGUUGUCAUUUUCAGUUAGAAGUGGUUUUUGUUACCUUUUGUGGGUGAGGACAUACUGGCCACAUAUUCGUUGAUGCUGGUGGACAUGCAGUGGAAGAUUCUCUGUGCAUGACUGCAUCCUAACCUUUCAUUCUUGCACCAUCCACAUUGGACACUUAAAUAGCAAAGCUUAUCAUGCCAAAGACGAGACUGCUAAGAUGAGGAAAGAGGAGGAGGGUGGUCACAUUUAUUGGUUACCUACGUGAAUCAGUACAAAUCAAGGCAGGUUACAUCCACUAAACUUAUCUUCUAAGCGUGUGUAUUAUCAACACAUCAGGAGCAGUUUUAUAAAGUAGAAAGCCAGUUCCUCCUCUUGUACUAUCAUCUUCUGUGUUUGAUCUGCUUAUAUAUAUACUGACCUGUUAAGUUUUAGUUUAUAUCAUAUUCAGGAAGAAAAACAUCUUUAAGUUCUUUUUAAUUGUGAUAAUAUAUACAUAAUAUAGUUAUCGUUUUAGCCAUUCCUAAGUGUACAAUUCAGUGGUAUUAAAUUGUGUAACCAUCACAUCUAUACUUGCAACUUUUUCAUCAGCCCCAACAAAUACUCUGUACCAAUUAAACAAUAACUCCUUUCUCCCUCUCCUCCAGCUCCUUGUAGCUUCCCUUCUACUUUCUAUUCUUAUGAAUUUGCCUAUUCUAAGUACCUCAUAUAGGUGGCAUCAUACAAUAUUUGCUCUUCUGUGUCUUGCUUAUUUUACUAAGAAUACUAUUUUCAAAGUCCAUCCAUGUUGUGGCAUCUAUCAGAAUUCCAAUCCUUUUUAAGGCUGAAUAGUACUUCAUUAUUCAUAUGAAAUAUUAUUCAUAUGAACAAUGCAUGUAGAUAUCACACCUUGUAUAUAAAUUCUUCCUUUGAUGAAUACCUUUUGGCCAUUAUGAAUAAUGGUGCCAUAAAGAUUGGUGUACAGAUAUCUUUCCUAGUCCCUACUUUCAGUUUUUUUGGAUGUAUAUCUAGGAGUUCAAUUACUGGAUCAUAUGGUAGUUCUGUGUUUAAACAGGUAGGUUCCUUUUUCUUCCCUAGUGCUAACUUUUUGGAGCAACACCAGGCAAGGCCAAUUCCCUGUUCUCUGACUAUGUUUUAAGUAUUCUAAAAUAGCUGUUUUUUUCCCCCUUAAGUUUUUUCUUGUCUAAACUAAAAAUUGCAAGUAAUGCAACACUUUUUAGCACCCAACUUUAAGAUCUUAUAUCAGUCCCUGCUACAUUUCACUCUAUUACUUUCAUCAAUUAGUUCAAUCCAUGGGGCUAUCCAAGUAUAUGUUUGGGGACUCAGUACAUUAUUCACUACUCUCAAGUUUAUGCCUUACUUCCUUUGAAAUAAACAAAAAACAUUUAAGAAUUAUAAAAACAGAAAUCAUCUUUGUUUUCCAGUUCAUGAAUAAUAAAAAAAGAUGAUGAAGAUAAAAUUGUUUAAUCCAUCUUUUAAAUUUUUCAUAUAGAUCCAUUAGAAGUAUUUGACUUUUAUAUUUUUGCAAAAACUAACUUUUUUUGAGAUUGUAUUAGAACAGCCUUGCACAGAGUUGAGGUUCAAUAAAGAUUUGUUAUAAAAGUUGAUCAAAAAGUUUAAUUGAAAUGGUAGAGCUUCUGAUCGAGUGUUUCUUAUGUGUGUAGUGAAGGAGAAAUUUUUCUUUGGGAAAGUAAAAUUACGUGAAAAUUUCUUAUUGGUGUUUUUUUGUUACAUGGGAAAAAAAUUUCAAGCUUGCCAAAGAUAUUAGUCUGUACACUAUACCAUGAUGCCUUAGUUACUCUCAUUUUUGAAAGGAUUAUAUUCCAAUUUCUUCUCUCUCUCUCUCUAAAGCAUAAUCUUACCCAUUGAAAGUUGUUUUUUUCCUUCUUCUUCUUCCUCUUCUUCUCCCUCUUCUUCUUCUUCUUCUUUUUAUGGCCACACCUGUGGCAUGUGGAAGUUCCUAGGCCAGGGGUCAAAACAGAGCCACAGCUGCAUCCUACGCCACAGCCAUAGCAAUACCAGAUCUGAGCUGCAUCUGUGAUUUAUGUCGCAGCUUGCAGCAAUGCUGGAUCCUUAACCCACUGAGCAAGCCCAGGGAUCAAAUCCGCAUCCUCACAGAGAAAAUGCCAGGUCCUUAACCCACUGAGCCACAAGAGGAAUGCCUCAAAAUAUUUUUUAAACUUUAGCAGUAUAAUGGUUUUGAGAAUAGAGUGUGUAUUUUGUUGCAGCAUUUAAAUACUUUAUGUAGCAAAUUGGUAUAUCACUAAUGUCACCACAAUUUGCCAGUGGCUUACAUUUGCAGAAUUGUGACCAGCUAAAAAAGAAGGAACAGUGCCUAAGGGAGAAACAUUUCAGUUGUUCGGAUACGUAAAUCUUGUAUGUGUUGUUUCAUCAUAAAGCGCAUGUACUAAUUUGGGAUAAGAUUAGUCAUCCUCAGCUAAUUUUUAAUAGAAGGAUUGUGAUGAAAAUGACAAUUAACCCUCCCAGCGUGCUAACAGAAUUUAACAUCCCAUUUUAGAUAUCCUCUGAGAACUAAGAAAUUGAAUAAAAUCUCGAUCUUUCUUUCUCCACAUGACGGCCUAGUGAUUAAUAUAUUAAACACAUACACGCACAACUAGGACACGCCUAUUUUGUUAGUGAUGAUAUUUGGUCUUUUGCAUUAUACUUCUUUCUUCUCUCCCUCUCUUUCUCAUCCCCACAAAUCCACACGUGCUACUAUUUGCAACUCCAAAGUCUGCCAAAACAAUAAGAAACAACAUGUCCAUGUGCAAUGAUCAUUAUUUUACUCAUUUUUCUCAUUUUAAGUAGCCGACAACCCUGCUGAUCAAUUUCCUAUAGCUUGCUUAUUGCCUGCCUUUGUUCAGCAUCACCCCCUAAGUUAUAGUUAAAUUAUUAUUUCCACUGAAAGAACUGCAGCCGCUUUUCUUUUGUGCAUUUGUAUAGAGUCUCCUCUUUUUCCCUCACCUCCCCCAACUAUAGCAGUUGACACUUGGCCAGAAUAUAUAUUAACCAAAUAUUGGAGAAAAUCUAUUUGUUAGACAUAGUUUUGCUUCUUUGUGAAAAAAAAAUGGGAGAAAUUGGAACAAAUUAGGAUGAAACGGCUGUGGAAGAGUCGGGUUAGUUUGGGGAACAGAAAGCUGGAGUAGGGUUGAUUUCCUGGCACCACUUUCUUAGCAAAGAGAACAAUUUUAAUCAGUUACAAAAAUAUUUGUGAUCCAUAUGUUCCUCUCUGCUCAUCCCCAUAUGCCCAUAUUCUCUUUUAUCCUGGUGGAUGGUGACUUUGUGAUUCAGGCAUGCAAGAAUAAUACCUCGCUGGCUUUAGAGCUCAGUGCUAUUUCAAAACGUGUCCUGGUAAUUACGCACACACAUAUAUCCAGGCUGUUCGCGCUUUGAGACGGUUACGUGAAUAUCAGUUUGUUCUUUCUUCAUGGAAAGAAUUAUAUCUUGCAUCCACCUACUGGGACUGGAAUAAGGCAUCUAAGGCUUAGAUUUGAAAACUGCAUGGCCACUUCAACUGCUGGGUUAACCGCCACUGUGCAAAUAGGAGCAUCAAAAAAAGGAGACGGGAAGGCUGCGUUAAUCAUUGAUAACUUCAUUUUCUUUGGGAGAAGGAAAACAGAAUCCAAAAAGCACUUGGUGGAUGAUGUGUCAGACCGUGUAAGGGAAUCGCCUGGAGAUGGGGGUUCUGAACUGUUAAUGGGGACAUGGGACUCCCGUUGCCUCUGAUCACUUGUGUGGAUUUUCCUGGCAUCGAAAGACAGAAGCCGCUCAUAAGUCACCAAGAACGACAGCAGGAAUUCUGCGUGAAAGGGCAUCAAACCUUGUUAUUUUAAUUUGCAUCUGGGAGAAUGUCUGAGCCAGGAGACCUGAGUCAGGCCAUAGUGGAGGAAGGUGGGCCUGAGCAGGAGACAACCACUCCAGAGAAUGGUGUGGUUAAAUCCGAAAGUCUGGAUGAGGAAGAGAAGCUUGAACUACAGAGGCGGCUGGCGGCUCAGAACCAAGAGAGAAGAAAAUCCAAGUCAGGAGCAGGGAAAGGUAAACUAACUCGCAGCCUUGCUGUCUGUGAAGAGUCCUCAGCCAGACCAGGAGGGGAGAGUCUUCAGGAUCAGGAAUCAGUUCAUUUACAGCUUUCCAGUUUUCCCAGCCUGCAAGAGGAUGAUAAAUCUAGGAAAGAUGACUCUGAAAGAGAAAAAGAAAAGGAUAAAAACAAAGAUAAAACCUCUGAAAAACCCAAGAUCAGAAUGUUAUCAAAAGAUUGCAGCCAAGAAUAUACGGAUUCUACAGGCAUAGACUUACACGAGUUUCUGAUUAACACAUUAAAGAAUAAUUCCAGAGACAGGAUGAUACUCUUGAAAAUGGAGCAGGAAAUUAUUGAUUUCAUUGGUGACAACAAUAAUCACUAUAAAAAGUUUCCUCAGAUCUCCUAUCAGAGGAUGCUUGUCCAUCGUGUGGCAGCUUACUUUGGGUUGGAUCACAACGUGGAUCAGACAGGGAAAUCUGUUAUCAUCAACAAGACUGGCAACACAAGAAUCCCAGAGCAAAGGUUUUGUGACCAUUUAAAAGAUGAAAAAGGUGAAGAAUCCCAGAAGCGGUUUAUCUUGAAGCGAGAUAACUCUAGUAUUGAUAAAGAAGACCCUCAGCAAAACAGAAUGCAUCCAUUUAGAGAUGACAGACGAAGUAAAUCAAUUGAAGAGAGAGAAGAGGAAUAUCAGAGAGUGAGGGAGAGAAUAUUUGCACACGAUUCAGUUUGCUCCCAGGAAAGCCUUUUUGUGGAAAACAGUAGGCUCUUGGAAGACAGUAACAUAUGCAGUGAGACCUAUAAGAAAAGACAGCUCUUUCGGGGCAAUAGAGACAGCUCGGGGAGAACAUCCGGAAGUCGGCAGAGCAGCUCCGAGAAUGAACUGAAGUGGUCCGACCACCAAAGGGCCUGGAGCAGCACAGAUUCCGACAGCUCCAACCGCAAUCUCAAGCCUGCCAUGACCAAGACGGCGAGUUUUGGGGGCAUCACGGUGCUGACCAGGGGUGACAGUACAUCCAGCACCAGGAGUGCCGGAAAGCUGUCCAAAGCAGGUAGUUCCGAGUCCUCCAGCAGUGCAGGCUCCUCAGGAUCGCUGUCUCGCCCCCACCCACCUCUCCAGACCACACCCCUGGUCUCAGGUGUGGCCGCUGGUUCUCCAGGCUGUGUGAGCUACUCAGAGAAUGGGAUGGGGGGCCAGGUCGCUCCCAGCAGCACCAGCUACAUCCUCCUUCCACUUGAAGCUGCAACAGGCAUCCCACCCGGAAGCAUCCUUCUUAAUCCACAUACAGGCCAGCCCUUUGUGAAUCCAGAUGGAAGCCCCGCCAUAUACAACCCCCCUGCCAGCCAGCAGCCUCUGCGAAGCACGAUGGUGGGGCAGUCCCAGCAGCAGCCCCAGCAGCAGCCCUCCCCACCGCAGCAGCAGGUCCAGCCACCCCAGCCGCAGAUGGCAGGCCCACUGGUCACUCAGGGGCUGCAAGCUUCCUCCCAGUCAGUGCAAUAUCCAGCUGUCCCUUUCCCUACCCAGCAUCUCCUGCCAGUGUCUCCGACGCCGCAGUUCCCCAUGAGAGAGGAUGUGGCCACACAGUUCGGCCAGAUGAACCUGAGCCGGCAGUCCUCAGGGGAGACUGCUGAGCCCCCAGCUGGUCCCGUCUACCCGCCGUCCCUCCUGCCACAGCCCACCCAACAGCCAAGCUAUGUCAUCACCUCCACAGGCCAGCAGCUCCCAACAGGGGGCUUCUCAGGCUCCGGACCUCCCAUCUCCCAGCAAGUCCUCCAGCCCCCUCCCUCGCCACAGGGAUUUGUGCAACAGCCUCCAGCUGCACAGAUGCCUGUGUAUUAUUAUCCAUCUGGCCAGUACCCUACCUCAACUGCUCAGCAGUUCCGGCCUGUAGCCUCAAUUCAGUUCAGUGCUCAGAGGGGCCAGCAGAUGCCACAGACAGCACAGCAAGCAGGUUACCAGCCGGUCUUGUCUGGUCAACAGGGGUUCCAAAGCCUCAUGGGGGUGCAGCAGCCACCUCAGAGUCAGGGUGUGAUGAGCAGCCAACAGGGAACUCCAGUGCAAAGCGUCAUGGUCUCCUACCCAACCAUGUCUAAUUAUCAGGUGCCGAUGACCCAGGGUUCUCAAGGACUCCCUCAGCAGUCAUACCAACAGCCAAUCAUGCUACCUAACCAGGCAGGCCAAGGGUCCCUCCCAGCCACUGGAAUGCCUGUGUACUGUAACGUCACACCGCCUACCCCUCAAAACAACCUUAGGCUGAUUGGCCCUCACUGCCCUUCCAGCACUGUCCCUGUGAUGUCGGCCAGCUGUAGGACCAACUGUGCCAAUAUGAGCAAUGCCGGGUGGCAGGUCAAGUUCUGAGCGCUCUGCCUGUGGUACAUUUCUCCAGAUAUUACUCAUGGCCUUUAAGGGAAGAGCAAGGUGGGAAGAUUCACUGAGGACUUAGGUAUUCACUCAACACCCAAAUGACUGCUGCUGGUAUUCUGUAAAAAAACAAAGACUAAUCCACACAUUAGCUGGUUAAUGGUGCAUAUUUGUCAUGUCUGCUAGGUAUGCCUUUAUAGCUUAGCUAGUGACAUGAAUUCAUCAAGGUAAGAUUUUCUCCUACCACUGAAUACCACUGUGUAGAUGAUAAUAUCCCUAAUUUGGAUUAUUAGUUUUGUACUUUGUGUUGAGUUUGUGAUGCUAAAAGUAUUUAAAAAUUAUAUACUGAAAUCACAUUGUACCAAAGCUGUAAUGGUAAAGAAAAGAAUUGAUGAAUGGAAGGAAUAAUUUAUAUAACUAUAGAGUUUUCUUUUUUUAAUGGAUAUAUACUGUAUUGUAGUGUUUAAUCAAAAUAAAACUAUUUGACCUUAUGGAGGAAGGUCAUGUUUUUACCACUA